AUGCCGCGCGGGUUCCUAGUAAAACGGUCCAACUUCCAACCACUAACCCAUCUAGAAGCUCGGAUCACGCAUUGUUUGAAUACGGAGAAAAGAAAUAUUGGCUCAGAAAAAGACAGUCAACGUCAUUGUGUUUCUCCAGGGCUACUAUCAAACGUCUCAACAGCUCUAAUAACAGAAGAAGACAAGGUUUCUAACUACCCACUAAUUUUAAAUCAGUCAGUGCUUCCCAUCCUAGCGAAAGAACAAGAUGAACCACUAGAAUUGACAACACGUCGAUGUGGCUCGUCACCAAAAGACCAUUUCCUGUUGGAUCAACCUCCUAUUACUCUCCCUCGACUGAUUAAGAACUCUCAACCAAUCCCUUCGUGUACGACUUCUAAAAAGAGGGCCCAGUCACCAAGCCUCAAUACUGAGCGAAAAACAAAGCCCGUACGUAAGGGAAAAUUUUCUCGUGGUUUGAUUUUUGAUAACGACAAAAUGUCUCCCGUUUCAGGGAUGUUUAUCCUGGAUCUGGACAGUGAUAAAAAAGUUAUUGGAUCCGGAAAACAAGGUGACAUUGACCCUAGCCUUAACCUUGUGUCAGUUAAUAAGGAAGCCAAGGCUGAACUGGCCAAGAUCGAGAACAAGUUGGGAGCUUACAUCUGUCAAUUGUGUAAAGAAAUAUUUAUGGAUGCUUUCAGUCUUGCUCAGCACCGGUGUUCAAGAAUUGUCCAUGUGGAAUACCGUUGCUCGGACUGUGAUAAAAUUUUUAACUGUCCGGCAAACCUCGCAUCUCACCGUCGUUGGCACAAACCUCGCCAAGUUAAAGUUUCCCCGUCAGAAAAGUUUCCUGCCACCCUUACAAAACCCUCCUCCAUCGACAACUCAGUUUCUCCACUAUCAGACCCAUCACUGUCAGAAUUGGGUACAGGUGAAACUAAGGAAGAACAGUCUGAAUGUAAGGUGUGUGGGAAGAAAUUCAAGCGACAGACGUAUUUUAAAAAACAUGUCCAAAUACAUAAAGGAGUAGCAGAAACGACUGAGCUGGGCUACUUCUGCCUAGCGGAUCGUUCUAAAUACGACAUAAUUCAUUCUGGACUGUUAUCUACAGGUGUGAUUUCACUUCUAGAGCCUCACUUACAAGAUAUAUUUCACUUGUGUAAGUUUUGUCCCAGAGUCUUUUACAGCCCAGGUGAGCUAAGCCAUCACCUGACUAAUUAUCAUCCUAUUGAAAGUACGAGAUUUCAGCUCCCGUCCACUGGCCCCCAAUUCUCGGCUUAG
Limulus polyphemus (Atlantic horseshoe crab) is the source of this 1260-nucleotide messenger RNA. Its product is annotated as insulinoma-associated protein 1a-like. The record is from RefSeq and is a predicted model, not a curated record. The transcript has a single exon. NCBI's taxonomy places the organism in Eukaryota, Metazoa, Arthropoda, Merostomata, Xiphosura, Limulidae. Gene Ontology annotation, cellular component: nucleus; transcription repressor complex. The coding region runs from base 1 to 1260 and encodes 419 amino acids. Gene Ontology annotation, molecular function: RNA polymerase II cis-regulatory region sequence-specific DNA binding; DNA-binding transcription repressor activity, RNA polymerase II-specific. Gene Ontology annotation, biological process: regulation of cell cycle process; negative regulation of transcription by RNA polymerase II; neuron differentiation.